GCUCCGCCGCGGGAGGGGCGCGCUGGGCAGCAGGAGGCGUCGCGCACCUGCGGCUCGUGGACUCGGCGAGUUCCCAGCGCCUCAUUCCACGCGGAUUCUCUGCGGGCCUCGGAGUGGGGGCCCCACAUCCCCUCGCCAGUCUCUUGACCCUGAACCCCUGCUCCGCGGCCCUCGGCCUGCAGUCGUCCCGCCAGACCCCUCGCAGGACCCCCCACUGCCGCCGCCCGCCGCGCCCGCCGCGCUCCGUCCCGGAAGCUCGGACUUCCGUCGCACGGUCGGACGAGUGUCCACCCCGCCAUGCCCUCUCUCGGGGACCUGCUGCGGGACUGGCACCAGGGCGCGCAGGCCGUAGCGCGAGGGGACUGGGACUGCGCCCUGCGCCUCUUCUCGGGCGACCCGGAUCCGUCCGCCAAGAUGUGCUUCAACAUGGGCUGCGUGCACCUGCUGGCCGGGGACCCGGAGGCCGCGCUGCGGGCAUUUGACCAGGCAGUGACCAAGGACACCUGCAUGGCUGUUGGCUUCUUCCAGCGAGGAGUGGCCAGCUUCCAACUGGAAAGGUUCCAGGAGGCCCUGUCUGACUUCCGGCUGGCCCUGGUACAGCUGAGGGAGAACACCACCAUCGACUACACCCAGCUGGGCCUGCGGUUCAGGCUGCAUGCCUGGGAGGUGCUCUUCAACUUGGGGGCGGCACAGUGCCGCCUGGGACUCUGGGCCGAGGCCACCCGCAGCCUGGAGGAGGCCCUCUCCAAGGGGCCAGAACGGGCCCACCACGACCUGCGCACUGCUCUGGACCAAGUGCAGGCCACCGCCCUGGGCAGCUGCUCAGAUCUGCAUUGGCCGGACCCCCUCCAGAAACAGGUGCACCUGCAGCCUCGGCAAGUCCCCAGGGGGGAGGUCUUCCGGCCCCACAGGCGGCACCUGGAGCUCCUGGAGCCAGUGGAUUUCCUGGGCAAGGCCAAGGUGGUGUCCUCUGCCUUCCCCGAGGACCCACAGGAGGGCGGCCAGCCUCCCCGGCCCCAGGUUCAGGAUGCGGAUGCCGGAGCCAGGCCUGGAGAGGCCCCCCGGGCUGCAGACAAAGGGUCCUGGGGAACCAACACCACCUGUGGCCCCAGGAGGCUCCCGAGUGCAGAGACAGAGGUCCGCCCGGGACAGGCGGGACAGGCUGACCCCCGUGUGCCUGUCGUCUCCUGUGAGCAGAGGCCCUGUGUGGAGCAAGCUGGCAAACAGGUUCCUCCAGUCCCCACAGGCUUGCUGGUGGCAGGGAGGCCAGACCCCGGCCCUUCUGAAGACCCCUCUCAUGCUGGGGGAGCGGCCGUGGGGGGCCCCGAGUCCUUGGUGACCGUGGUAGUGCAGUGUGUUUUCACGCUGGCCCUGAAGGUCCCAAGAGGAGCUGACCUGUCCAGCCUGCAGACCCUGCUGAGCCAAGCCCUCCCCCAGCAGGCCCAGCACGGGCAGCUCAGUUACCAAGACCCCAGCAACAAGGGACGCUGGGUCCCCCUCGCCCGGGAGGAGGUGCUGCAGAGGGCCUGGUGGGAUGCGGCAGCCAGCCCUGGGGUCCUGCGGCUCCGGUGCCAGCCUCCCCCUGCCGCAGGGAGCCGGCGGCCGGCCUGUCCUCUACCAGGUGGUGGCCCGGCACAGCUACUCUGCCCGGGGGCCCGAGGACCUGGACUUACAGCCGGGGGACAUUGUGGAUGUCCUGUGUGAAGGUCAGCGGGGCGCUGGGGCACACGGGGUGUCUGGGAGCCGAUGCUGUCUGAUGUGCCCCAAGGAGCCCUGACAUGGUCUUGCGUGCAGUGGACCCGGCGUGGCUGGAGGGCCACUGCGAUGGCCGCAUCGGCAUUUUCCCCAAGUGCUUCGUGGGCCCAGCUGGACAGUAGGUGUGCGGAGC
This is a messenger RNA of Suricata suricatta (meerkat), 1888 nucleotides long. It is a transcript of the gene NOXA1, whose product is annotated as NADPH oxidase activator 1. The coding region runs from base 298 to 1704 and encodes 468 amino acids. NCBI's taxonomy places the organism in Eukaryota, Metazoa, Chordata, Mammalia, Carnivora, Herpestidae. The record is from RefSeq and is a predicted model, not a curated record. Gene Ontology annotation, molecular function: protein binding; superoxide-generating NADPH oxidase activator activity. Gene Ontology annotation, biological process: superoxide anion generation. The transcript has 13 exons.